Molecule: messenger RNA, 783 nt
Organism: Saccostrea echinata
Lineage: Eukaryota; Metazoa; Mollusca; Bivalvia; Ostreida; Ostreidae
Exons: 5
Coding region: 15-737 (240 amino acids)
Source: RefSeq, a predicted model, not a curated record
AAGAUUGAUUUAAAAUGGACUCUUUUCAGUUGUUCAUUGUAGUCUUCAUUGCAACACUUUAUUUUGACGUGUAUGAAGCCGGGCAUAAUAUAUGUCUUACUGAGGUGUGUUUGGAGAGUAAAAUUAAUAUUAAAAAAGAAUUGAGUGAAAGAAUCACUUCCAUACCAACACCAGAGGGAAAUCGACUUCGCUUUAAACCUGGGCUCUUUAGUUUUGGAUGCAGCUAUUUUGACACGUACAAGGCUUGCUUACCUACGGGGUUAGAUCCAUGUGUUCCCGAGAGGUAUCGUAAUACAGUGAAAGAAUUUGUUGAAGCGUUUGACAGGAUUGCGUGUACCAAAGAUGAAAGGCUAGACAAAUUGAUUGACUGUAUGAAUAAUGACAAAGUCCAGAAAAUGUUUUUUAAGGACCUGGUGGUUCAAGGCUUUUCCCUAAUGGCAAAAAUGAGAAGAAACGAUUCCGACGUAUGCAGCGAAAUGAAGUCAGAUAUCAGUACCACCGUCACAAAACUCUCGGCGUAUUGUGACCAUGAUGGUCUGCGAGCACUUUUGCAGUUCAUGAACGAGCUGGGGGAAGAGCUACAAGAUAUUUUACAAAAGGCUGUAGAUACUUUGGAAUACAAAGAAAUUUGCUAUGACGAGUUUAUGGAAGUGACUUCAUCAGCCCAGAGUUCCAUUACAAGGCAAGCUUCGGCCCUGAACACCUCUCGGCUCGUCAGAUCACUGCUUGGCUUGUAAUUCCUGCUCUUUGCAUUUUCAUUAAAGAAAUGAAGCAUGAGAAAAA